Molecule: messenger RNA, 759 nt
Organism: Alexandromys fortis (reed vole)
Lineage: Eukaryota; Metazoa; Chordata; Mammalia; Rodentia; Cricetidae
Product: rhox homeobox family member 1-like
Exons: 1
Coding region: 358-750 (130 amino acids)
Biological process (GO): regulation of transcription by RNA polymerase II
Molecular function (GO): DNA-binding transcription factor activity, RNA polymerase II-specific; RNA polymerase II transcription regulatory region sequence-specific DNA binding
Source: RefSeq, a predicted model, not a curated record
CUCACCAUGCUAAAAUCAGCCUGCAAUCUCCAGUAGCCCCGUUGCCCUGGUCUUCUGUGGGGUCUCUGAGCAGUGGCCAGGGAUGGUGGCCAGAUCAAAGCUGAUCACCUAGGGAUAAAAUUCAGCUUCUGCGUACACCCUCUCUCUCCCUACCCCUUCCUUGGGGCCACAACCUAGCCCAUUCUCACCACACAGGCACACCCACUGGGGUAGGAUUCAGCUACAAAGCCAAUAGUGGUCUUGCAGGAGGAGCACCUGAGCCUGUGUAGCCCCAACCUGCUGAAAGGCCCCAGGGCAAGCCUGCUGCCAAAGGCUCCAGCAAGGGGCAGGUAUCUAGGCUUCCAUAGAGCAGCAGGCAUGGCGCACCACCACGAUUACAGUGACCACUUCUACUCUCACAUGGACGACUAUGGAGAGGACAGCAGCCCCCGCCCUGAACAGGGGGCAGCAGCUGAAGUGGGGGGCAGCUUCUGUGAAGGAGCCCUGAGCCUGGACCACAGUGAGAACCUUGAAAACAACCAGGCCCAGGGGGGGCACGUGAGCCCUUACGAAAACCUGGAUCCAGAAGAUGACCUCAACAACCAGGAGCCCAUGGAGGUGGACCCAGAUGAGCCAGCCCUGGAGAUGCCUGAGGUUCGAAGGAGACGGCCCAGCAGGCCCCGCAAUCAGUUCCACUUCACACACUGGCAGGUGCGGGAAAUGGAGACUGUUUUCCAAGAAACCCAGUACCCGGAUGUACUUACAAGGUAGGUGCUGGCU